GUCUCAGUGGAAAAACCAUGUGCUCCUUCAGUUGGUUACCUUUUCAUUUUGGAUUGUGUUCUUUGUUUUCAUGCCAGAGCAUGCCUCUGCACAGAAUUCUUGUCCAGAGGUCACACAAUGGCUCUUGAAAGAUGGCUUUCACAGAGAUCUCCUGAGUAGAAUAAAACUCAGUACAGGUGAUGAAGGCACAGGAAGCUGCAUUGUGGCAAUUAAAAUUCACCUUCCCAAAGGAUUAUAUGUGGACCCCUAUGAACUGACAUCUUUAAACAGACACAAUAUUACUGAGGCUUUGGUGAUUGGUGAUUAUGUAGACUUGGAAGUUCCUGAGUAUUUAGCCACUGAAACUGAUGUUCUCGUUUACAUGAAACCUGAUCCUGAAUGCGAUUACUGUUUUAGAGCAACAUUACCUCUGCACUGCCGGUACCACCAACCAGCAGAGAUUGAUGGGGAAAUCUCUGCCAUAACGAAGAGUCCAGAAAUAUUGGUCCAUUGCCAGAAACGCUUGCUAUCAACGGAAUGUUUGGAAGGAACCAAAAUAGAAGAGCCAUGUUCUCGGAAGAAUAAGCAGAACUGCCAUUGGGACAGCGUGAAGUUCCAACUAGUAAACCAGAAACUGGAAUUGCAAAUACCAGUUGGCCUCAAACAUCACAUCACCUUAGUCUGCACAGGGACCCUUGUGACUACUAUAUUGUGCGCCAGUCUUAUUCUUUCAGCUUUAUUCAAGCAUGGAGAGUUCUUGCUUGUUCAGAAUCCAUUGUGAAAUGGAGCAAGACUUUAUUGAAUCCUCAUGGAAAGACUGUCAAACUGUCUACACAGACUGAUCGAACAAGAUAUGGGAAGUGAAGAACAGACUUGUGACUGGCACCGCAUCACUAUUUGGGAGGAGGCCUAGUGCUGUAUAGUUGACUGUUGUUAGUUACAUUUGCCUGACUGCACGGGUUCUAACCCGUUGUUUUUCUAGAAUUUGAUAUGAGGUUUUUCAGUAGUUUCAUCUAGUUUGGUCUAGUUAUCACAGAACUAUAUAACUGUGCUGUUCUGCACUUCGAUUCUGUUACAGAAAUCUGUUCCCUGGGUUGAGCCAUCUGAUAAAAUGAGCUCUGGCUCAUGAAUGCUUAGGCUGGAAUAAAUUCUGUUAAGUUCCCAGGUGUUUAUUUUUCUGCUAAAGACUUACAUGGCUGCUAACCUGGAACUAAUAAAACCUGUGACUCCCUGCCUAUUACAUGUAUU
Molecule: messenger RNA, 1227 nt
Organism: Gekko japonicus
Lineage: Eukaryota; Metazoa; Chordata; Lepidosauria; Squamata; Gekkonidae
Product: phosphatidylinositol-glycan biosynthesis class X protein-like
Exons: 6
Coding region: 71-760 (229 amino acids)
Biological process (GO): GPI anchor biosynthetic process
Cellular component (GO): endoplasmic reticulum membrane
Source: RefSeq, a predicted model, not a curated record